Messenger RNA from Mandrillus leucophaeus (drill), 1688 nucleotides. RefSeq names its product potassium channel tetramerization domain containing 1 (gene KCTD1). Bases 141 to 914 code for a protein of 257 amino acids. Gene Ontology annotation, cellular component: nucleus. The transcript has 6 exons. Lineage: Eukaryota; Metazoa; Chordata; Mammalia; Primates; Cercopithecidae. Gene Ontology annotation, molecular function: transcription corepressor activity; transcription factor binding. Gene Ontology annotation, biological process: negative regulation of DNA-templated transcription; protein homooligomerization. The record is from RefSeq and is a predicted model, not a curated record.
CCACCACCUGCCCCACCAGUACCUGGGACUACAGCUCCCAUCACCAGCUUUUCCUCCUCAAGCCUGCACUGCACACCAACUGGGAUGGAGGGUACAGAUGAAUAAAGGCAAAUCCAUCGCCAUAAGACAGUCGGCCCAAUAUGUCAAGACCUCUGAUCACUAGAUCCCCUGCAUCUCCACUGAACAACCAAGGCAUCCCUACUCCAGCACAACUCACAAAAUCCAAUGCGCCUGUCCACAUUGAUGUGGGCGGCCACAUGUACACCAGCAGCCUGGCCACCCUCACCAAAUACCCUGAAUCCAGAAUCGGAAGACUUUUUGAUGGUACAGAGCCCAUUGUUUUGGACAGUCUCAAACAGCACUAUUUCAUUGACAGAGAUGGACAGAUGUUCAGAUAUAUCUUGAAUUUUCUACGAACAUCCAAACUCCUCAUUCCUGAUGAUUUCAAGGACUACACUUUGUUAUAUGAAGAGGCAAAAUAUUUUCAGCUUCAGCCCAUGUUGUUGGAGAUGGAAAGAUGGAAACAGGACAGAGAAACUGGUCGCUUUUCAAGGCCCUGUGAGUGCCUCGUCGUGCGUGUGGCCCCAGACCUCGGAGAAAGGAUCACACUAAGCGGUGACAAAUCCUUGAUAGAAGAAGUAUUUCCAGAAAUCGGCGACGUGAUGUGUAACUCUGUCAAUGCAGGCUGGAAUCACGACUCGACCCACGUCAUCAGGUUUCCACUAAAUGGCUAUUGUCACCUCAACUCAGUCCAGGUCCUUGAGAGGUUGCAGCAAAGAGGAUUUGAAAUCGUGGGCUCCUGUGGGGGAGGAGUGGACUCGUCCCAGUUCAGCGAAUACGUCCUUCGGCGGGAACUGAGGCGGACGCCCCGCGUACCCUCCGUCAUCCGGAUAAAGCAAGAGCCUCUGGACUAAAUGGACAUAUUUCUUAUGCAAAAAGGAAAACACACAAAACCAAUAACUCAAACAAACAAAAAAGGGACAUUUAUGUGCAGUUGGAACAGCAAACCAAGUCCUGGACCUAAAAUCGAAUAAAAGACACAUUUAUAUCCAAUAGAGACCACACCUGUAUUCAUAUGGGAACAAUUGGAAUAGUGAUAUCCUCAAGGUGUAAAAAAUAUAUAAAUAUAUAUAUAUAUAUAUAUAUAUGUCAAAAGGUAGGAAAUGCAAAAAAGAAAAAAAAAAGGUGAUAGCCGCAGUUGGUGCUGUGAUGGCCGUGAAGUGUCCUAGGCCUCCCGAGGUCUCUGACUAAUAAACAAGCCAUGAGCGGUGAGGACACAGUCUCCUUACAGUUUCCAUUGCCAACAGCCAUCCAUUCUUUCUUUUUCCUUUGUCUUUCUUUUUCCUUUUUAAAAAAAAAAAAAAAAAAACCAAACACCUUGAAUCCAGUUUUUUUGUAUAUGGAGGUUCCACGUCCCUCUUUAGGCUGGGACCGGGCGGGACUUCAGAAAAACCCUCAUGAGCACAUUGCAAAGAUGUUAGACAUGAAAUUUUACAUGUAGUUUGUACAGAAGUCACACUUUUUUGUCCACCUCACAGAUGUGAACUUUACUUUGUUUUAAAACUGAUCAGUUUUGCCAAGGGGCCAGAAUUAUUCCUUGUUAGAAUUGCUCCAGUUCAAGUCUGCUGCUUUCCUACAAUUUUUCAAAUUUUAUAAUGUAUUAAAUACAAUAAACUCUGUUUAAAAAA